This is a messenger RNA of Parasteatoda tepidariorum (common house spider), 1701 nucleotides long. It is a transcript of the gene Stlk, whose product is annotated as Ste20-like kinase. Gene Ontology annotation, cellular component: serine/threonine protein kinase complex. Gene Ontology annotation, biological process: activation of protein kinase activity; protein export from nucleus; protein phosphorylation. Gene Ontology annotation, molecular function: ATP binding; protein kinase activity; protein serine/threonine kinase activator activity. The record is from RefSeq and is a predicted model, not a curated record. Lineage: Eukaryota; Metazoa; Arthropoda; Arachnida; Araneae; Theridiidae.
CGCUUUCUGGAACGCGCAUUCGGAGACAAAAUGCUAGUGAGGUGAUCUCUGAAAUUUCUAUCAUACUAGUUUUUGUUUCGUGUUUGUAACUGUCUUAGAAAGGCAUAAUUUUUAUUUAUGUUUAGUUAAACUUAGUGAAUUUUUCUUAUUUAUAAAAAUAGUAAAUGUACUCCUUUUAUUUUAAACCUGAGUCAGUCUUCUCUUUAUAUUUUUCUAAUAUUUAAUGUUUCAAAAGCACACUGUUUAAAUUAUUGCAUCUAGCCGAUUAUUGAAAACAAAGUUUUUUGUAGAUAAUGCGGAAGAAUAUUUAUUCAUAAAAAAAUCAAACAACUUGUUGAGUUUAAAUUAUCUGCUGAGAAGUGCGAGUGCAUUGUCCUUUUUGGUUCCCUAAUCAAUGUCAUGCCUGCCUGAUUGUGGUUGUCCAAAAGCUGUUCAAGAGUCAACAGUUGAAGGUGAUCUUGCUCAUGACGAAUCAGCUUACAGACCUUUAUCUGAAUCCAUUCCUCUCUUACCCAAAGAUACCACCAUGAUUACUUAUGAUGCUGAUUCUUGUCAAUACGCUAUCGUGGCUAUUAUUGGAAAAGGGUUGGAUGGUGCUGCUGUUAUUUCUGGUGCUCAACAUAUCCCUACUGGACAAAAGGUUGCUAUACGUCGGAUUGAUUUGGAACUAUGUCCAGAAGAUGUUACCUAUAUUCAAAAAGAAAUUCUUAUUAUACGCCAAUUAAGACAUGAGAAUAUAUUACCUUAUUAUUGUUCUUUUGUGUGUCACAAUGAAGUCUGGUCUGUUAUGCCAUUAAUGUCGUAUGGAUCUGCUAGAGAUAUUAUGUAUUCCCAUUUCUCUGAAGGACUUCCUGAACUGGCUAUAAGUUUAGUUUUAAAAGAUAUUCUGGCAGCUCUGGACUAUGUUCAUAAACGAGGAUAUAUACAUAGAAGUGUCAAAGCUAGCCAUAUACUUAUUUCAUCUUCUGGGAAAGCACUCUUGUCUGGGCUUCGCUAUUCCUGCAACGUCAUAAAAAAUGGUAAAUGGCAGAAUUCUAUUCACUGUUUCCCUUCAGACUCUGUGUCAAACUUAAAUUGGCUUAGUCCCGAGUUACUCGAACAAAAUUUAAUGGGUUAUAACUCAAAAUCGGACAUAUAUAGCCUAGGUAUUACUGCUUGUGAACUAGCUAAUGGUAUUGUCCCCUUUGCUGAGAUGGCUCCCACUCAAAUGCUGUUGGAGAAACUUCAAGGUUACCAUCCUCGUCCUUUAGAUUCACGUACUUUUUACGAUACUGAUGAUGUGCAAUCGCAAAAUAAUUUAGCAGAUGCUUAUCGCUUGCGAGAUUUCACUGAUGCUUUUCAUAUUUUUACUGAAUUGUGUUUGCAAAGAGAUCCUUCCAGGAGACCUACCGCAUUGCAAUUAUCGCGGCAUUUGUUUAUAAAACAAUGUAAAAAAUCAAACAUUGCUUUACCAGACAUUUUAGCAACAGUUACUCCAAUUUCAGAUCGCAUUUCUCUUCCCAAAGAAGAUAGUGAGAAAUUUAUGUUGGAGGACAAAUUGCAAGAGUUAGCUUUAAAUGAGCCUUGGAAUUUUGAUUCCUAGUUAAUAUACAUAUUUCUAACAAUCAAUUUUAUUCUUUAAACUUUUCAGUUUUCUUAGAUUAAAUGUAUGUAAAUAAAAUAAUAAUUUUUUCUCUCUUUGUUUAUUCAAGAGAUUGAUUA